Suillus plorans is the source of this 1167-nucleotide messenger RNA. Its product is annotated as major facilitator superfamily domain-containing protein. NCBI's taxonomy places the organism in Eukaryota, Fungi, Basidiomycota, Agaricomycetes, Boletales, Suillaceae. Gene Ontology annotation, biological process: transmembrane transport. The annotation marks the transcript as partial. Gene Ontology annotation, cellular component: fungal-type vacuole membrane. The record is from RefSeq and is a predicted model, not a curated record. The transcript is spliced from 13 exons. Gene Ontology annotation, molecular function: transmembrane transporter activity.
GAGUUUCCAGAAGGUGGUCUUGCCGCUUGGUCUACUGCUUUUGGAUCGUUUCUCAUAUUGUUCUGCAGUUGGGGUUACAUCGCAUCAUUUGGUGUAUACCAAGCCUUCUAUACUGGAAAUUAUCUCGCAAAUGAGACAUCAUUUGCUAUUUCUAUCCUCAUGGUCUCUUGCAGAUUCAUUGGGAGCUUCAAUACAUUUUUAGGCACCUCUGUGAGCCUUGUAUCAGGCACACUAUACGAUCGAGGUUAUUUUCACCAUCUUGUCGUUGCCGGGUCGCUGCUGCAGAGUUUCUCUCUUUUCAUGCUGUCAUUGGCGAAGCCCAAUCAGUACUAUCAGAUAUUCCUUACUCAAGGCUUAGGCUCAGGUAUCGCAUUGGGGUUGCUGUACAUCCCGAGCCUGGCCAUCGUCUCGCAUUAUUUCAGACGGAAACGCACACUGGUGAUGGCAUUCCUUACUAUGGGCUCAUCGCUGGGUGCUAUCAUCCACCCGAUUAUGCUUAAUAAUCUCCUGAAUGGGCGCCUUGGGUUUGCCAAUGGCGUACGUGCAAGUGCAGGGUUAGUUAGCGCGCUCCUUUUGAUUGCAUGCUUGUGUAUGCGAACUCGCCUUGAUCCGCCGACGACACCAGUGAACUAUAUCGUGGCAGCUAGAAAGUGUCUUCGUGAUGUUCCGUUCUUUUUCGCGACAGUAGGGGCGUUUCUUUUCCAGAUUGGCUUCUACUACCCGACAUUUUUUCUUCAACUCGAUGCUACCCAACACGGUAUUGGCAUCACCUUUUCAUCUUACUCUCUUGUGAUUUUAAAUGCGUCCAGCUCUGUGGGACGAGUUUCAGCAGGGUAUAUCGCAGGGUAUAUAGGAGUCCUCAACUUGACCGUGAUUUCGGCAAUUUCGUGCGGAUUGAUACUUUUGGGCACUAUUGGAUUGAGUAGCCUGGCCAGCGUCGUUAUCAUUGCUGUGCUUUUUGGCUAUUUUCAAGGGGUGUACACUGCGUUAUUGAGUCCACUUAUGGCUACCCUAACGCACAACCCCUCUGAGCUUGGCGGGUGGAUGGGUAUCAGUUUCUUUCUUGGCGGAUUCGGAAGUUUAAUUGGAACACCCAUUUCUGGUGCCCUACUUACAUCAAAUUAUAUCUGGUGGAGACCCGCUUUGUUCUCUGGGGUGAGUCGACUG